AUGUUCUUACGGACAUUUCCAGCGGUUUAUGGCGAGCUGUUGAAGAUAUUCACAGUGCGAGAGGUGGCCAGCUUUGUCAGGGAGACGCUGGGCAGCCUGCCUACCACCGUCCACGCUGACUGCCCCCUGGAGGCUGUCAAACUGCAGUGCAUUGCCAGAACUGUGGAGAGCCAGCUUUACAUUAACCCAGAAUCACGGUGCAUCCUGCUGCCGGUGGUGCUCCGUGUCCUCCAGGCCCACAUGCAGGAGCAGAGAGACCUCGUCAUGUGCGCCCGCAUACUCACCAGCAUGCUGUCCCUCAUCAAGAAGGAGGAGAAUGUCACGGCA
Molecule: messenger RNA, 327 nt
Organism: Xiphias gladius (swordfish)
Lineage: Eukaryota; Metazoa; Chordata; Actinopteri; Istiophoriformes; Xiphiidae
Product: dedicator of cytokinesis protein 4-like
Exons: 2
Biological process (GO): small GTPase-mediated signal transduction; cell chemotaxis
Cellular component (GO): plasma membrane; cytoplasm
Molecular function (GO): guanyl-nucleotide exchange factor activity; small GTPase binding
Source: RefSeq, a predicted model, not a curated record